AUGUUUGAAGUGGCUGGGAUUUAUGAAAGCUUGAUCACUGUGAGCUUUGGACCGAUUGAUUCAACAGCGUUGCCGAUAACUGAGCCAACCCCUUCAUCAAAGCUUCCAACUACAGCAUUUCCUACUCCAUUUCCGACGCCCCAACCUUCUCCUUCUCCACCCCCAGGACCCACUUCACCUCCGACACCUAGACCAACUUUGACACCAGUCGCCCCGCCUACGCCUCGUCCCAUGACUCCCCAACCGACUCCUUCGCCAGUUCCUAGACCCACUAUAUCUCCGACCAUGCCGCUAUUUUCAACUCCACCCACGCCGCUAUCAUCAACAAUUCCAUGUUUUCAAGCUAGCAAAGAGCUCUCUAUUGCAGUUUGCAGCUGGUUUGAGGCUCCGCACUUAAGGGACUCAGUCGAGGCCAAGUAUGGAGCAAUGGGAGACUGGUGCUUUGGUGCACGUGUCACCACUUUCUUCCAUCAAGACUUGUCAUCAUGGGACGUUUCUUCUGUUGUUGACAUGGGGUACAUGUUCCGGGAAGCAACUGGCUUCAAUCAAGACUUGUCAUCAUGGGAUGUUUCUUCAGUGUCCAACAUGGGGUACAUGUUCCACCUCGCAGUUUCUUUCAACCAAGACUUGUCAUUAUGGGACGUUUCUUCAGUUACCCAUAUGCAUGCGAUGUUUGACGGGGCAUAUUCUUUUAACCAAGACUUGUCAUCAUGGGACGGUGACUGA
Molecule: messenger RNA, 726 nt
Organism: Cylindrotheca closterium
Lineage: Eukaryota; Bacillariophyta; Bacillariophyceae; Bacillariales; Bacillariaceae
Source: the annotation of a GenBank genome assembly